Molecule: messenger RNA, 1581 nt
Organism: Melanaphis sacchari
Lineage: Eukaryota; Metazoa; Arthropoda; Insecta; Hemiptera; Aphididae
Gene: svp
Product: steroid receptor seven-up, isoforms B/C
Exons: 5
Coding region: 16-1035 (339 amino acids)
Biological process (GO): anatomical structure development; cell differentiation; regulation of transcription by RNA polymerase II
Molecular function (GO): RNA polymerase II cis-regulatory region sequence-specific DNA binding; nuclear receptor activity; zinc ion binding
Source: RefSeq, a predicted model, not a curated record
CAGUAUUCAAAUUGCAUGUAUUUCAGUUCACAAAGCUGUAAAAGUUUUUUCAAAAGGAGCGUUCGCCGGAAUCUCACGUAUUCGUGCAGGGGUAGCCGGAACUGUCCCAUCGACCAACAUCACCGGAACCAAUGUCAGUACUGUCGGCUGAAAAAGUGUCUGAAAAUGGGCAUGCGCAGAGAAGCUGUGCAGAGAGGUAGAGUUCCGGCCAGCCAACCUCCUGGACUCACCGGACUUCCCGGUCAGCUGUGCUUAGCCAACGGUGAGGCAGCCGCGGCCGCGGCCGCUGCCGUGGGAGCCGUAGGACUCAACGGCCACUCGUACCUGUCCUCCUAUAUAUCGCUGCUGUUGCGCGCAGAACCGUACCCAACGUCUAGGUACGGCCAGUGUAUGCAACCAAAUAACAUCAUGGGCAUAGAUAACAUAUGCGAGCUGGCGGCCAGGCUGCUGUUUAGCGCCGUCGAGUGGGCUCGAAACAUACCCUUUUUCCCAGACCUGCAGGUGACUGACCAAGUGGCCUUGCUGAGGCUCGUCUGGAGUGAACUGUUCGUACUGAACGCAUCACAGUGUUCGAUGCCACUACAUGUUGCCCCGCUGUUGGCCGCAGCCGGGCUGCAUGCGUCUCCAAUGGCCGCAGAUCGUGUGGUCGCUUUCAUGGAUCACAUACGUAUAUUCCAGGAACAAGUGGAGAAACUCAAAGCCCUUCACGUAGACGCCGCCGAGUACAGUUGUUUGAAAGCCAUAGUCCUGUUCACUACCGACGCGUGCGGACUGUCGGACGUGGCGCACAUCGAGUCGCUGCAGGAGAAGUCUCAGUGCGCGCUGGAGGAGUACUGCCGGACGCAGUACCCCAACCAGCCGAUCCGGUUCGGCAAGCUCCUGCUCAGGCUGCCGUCCCUGCGCACGGUCAGCUCGCAGGUCAUCGAGCAGCUCUUCUUCGUCCGGCUGGUGGGCAAGACGCCCAUCGAGACGCUCAUCCGGGACAUGCUGCUCAGCGGCAGCAGCUUCAGCUGGCCGUACAUAAACUCCAUGUGACACUCCGUCUGGAGGCAGAUGACGGGCACGCCCGCCCCGUUGUGAUGCCGCGCCGCCGCCUGUUUUCAAACGCCUUCGGCCGAUCGCCCGGUAAAAUGAAAUAUAUUUUAUCGCCACGCGGGUAAACGGUGCGACGUGUCCGCGGCCGCGCGUCACCUUCGACGACGCGACGACGCGCUACAAAGUAUUUAUAUCAAUACACGAUGGUGUUGUGUUUUCGCGCGGCCGGGACGCGGGAACGCCGAGCCAUCACCGCCGGGUGCCGGACGCGUGCCCGUCACCUAUUUGCGCGCGCCGAGAGAAGAUCCACCACCAUCGCCGCCACCGUCUCGUCGUGUCGCCGCCGACCGUGUUGUCGUCGUCAUAAAAACGACGAUGAUUCGCAUACACACUCGUUCGGUCGGCGCGUACGACCUGCAGACGAGUAACGUGUUCGACGCGCGAUGACCCGUUUUGUAUACCGCGGCAUCGCGCGAUUAUUAUAAUAUAUUUUAUUAUUAUUAUUAUUAUUAUUAUUAUUAUGAUAUAUUACCUAUAUGCGUUUUA